This is a messenger RNA of Lipotes vexillifer (Yangtze River dolphin), 1119 nucleotides long. It is a transcript of the gene ELF3, whose product is annotated as E74 like ETS transcription factor 3. The transcript has 8 exons. The record is from RefSeq and is a predicted model, not a curated record. Gene Ontology annotation, molecular function: sequence-specific DNA binding; DNA-binding transcription factor activity, RNA polymerase II-specific. Gene Ontology annotation, biological process: cell differentiation; regulation of transcription by RNA polymerase II. Lineage: Eukaryota; Metazoa; Chordata; Mammalia; Artiodactyla; Lipotidae. The coding region runs from base 1 to 1119 and encodes 372 amino acids. Gene Ontology annotation, cellular component: nucleus.
AUGGCUGCAACCUGUGAGAUUAGCAACGUGUUCAGCAAUUACUUCAGUACGAUGUACAGCUCGGAGGACCCCAGUCUGGCCUCUGCUCCCCCUGCCGCCGCCUUCGGGGCCGAUGACCUGGUGCUGGCACUCGGCAGCCCGCAGGUGCCCCUGGAGGGCACAGAGAAGGCCAGCUGGUUGGGAGAGCAGCCCCAGCUCUGGUCCAAGGCGCAGGUCCUGGACUGGAUCAGCUACCAAGUGGACAAGCACAAGUAUGACGCCAGCGCCAUCGACCUCUCGCGCUGUGACAUGGACGGGGCCGCGCUCUGCCGCUGCGCCCCUGAGGAGCUGCGCCUGGUCUUCGGGCCCCUGGGGGACCAGCUCUACUCCCAGCUGUGGGGCCUCACUUCCAGCUUCCCCGACGAGCUCAGCUGGAUCAUGGAGCUUCUGGAGGAGGACAGCGUGGCGCCGCUGGAAGCCCUGGGGGACCAGGGCCCUGUGGACCAGGGAAGCCCCUUCGCCCAGGAGAUGCCUGAGGACUGCAGACAGGCCAGCCCCUUCUACCCGGGCAGCUUCGGCACGGGGGCCCCCUCCCCGGGCAGCUCUGACGUCUCCACCGCAGGGACUGGUGCUUCUCAGAGCCCCCAGGCCUCAGACUCCGGUGGAAGCGACGUGGACCUGGACGCCCUGGACAGCAAGCUCUUCUCUGGGGACGGCUUUCCCGACUACAAGAAGGGGGAUCUUAAGCAUGGGAAGCGGAAACGGGGCCGGCCCCGAAAGCUGAGUAAAGACUCCCGGGAGUGUCUUGAGGGCAAGAAGAGCAAGCAGGCCCCCAGAGGCACCCACCUGUGGGAGUUCAUCCGCGACAUCCUCAUCCACCCGGAGCUCAACGAGGGCCUCAUGAAGUGGGAGAACCGGCAAGAGGGCGUCUUCAAGUUCCUGCGCUCGGAGGCCGUGGCCCAGCUCUGGGGCCAGAAGAAAAAGAACAGCAGCAUGACCUACGAGAAGCUGAGCCGGGCCAUGAGGUACUACUACAAACGGGAGAUCCUGGAGCGGGUGGACGGCCGGCGGCUUGUCUACAAGUUUGGCAAAAACUCCAGCGGCUGGAAGGAGGAGGAGGUGGCCGGGCAUAGGAACUGA